Molecule: messenger RNA, 3267 nt
Organism: Coccomyxa subellipsoidea C-169
Lineage: Eukaryota; Viridiplantae; Chlorophyta; Trebouxiophyceae; Coccomyxaceae
Exons: 23
Coding region: 1-3267 (1088 amino acids)
Source: RefSeq, a predicted model, not a curated record
AUGUGCAGCCUAGACUCACUGGCAAAGCUGCGCACGCUGGCAGCUCAGGAGGGGACGAUCGACCGUCUAUGGGGCAGGAACUGUUUCACCCGAGCCAUGGACACUCUGGGGGUGUCACACUGCCGAGCCAUGACGCCAGAGACUGCGUCCAGGCUGGCACUGGCCCUGGCAAACUGCCACCUGGCCAUGCUGGGCCAGCGGCAGCACAGCUGCUCCCAGAAGAGCUCCCUGCAGGAGUGCACCAAUGCCUUCCCUGAUGACCGCUCCUUCGAGGCCUACAUGGCUCAGCUCAGCCACAUUGACAGCAUAUGUUUGUACCACAUGCACGACACUUUCGGCAUGCGGACGGAAGAGCUGAUGCACCAAUUGUUUGGCGCUUCCUCAGAGGCCCUCGAAAGAUCAGCAGCAAUCGGAUCAGCGCUGUCUGGUGUCAAUGAGCGGCUCGGAAGCAUGGGGGAUGUGCUGUCGAACGUGCACCAGCAACAGGAGCAGCUUGGAAUAAUUGGGAAGGCUACGCUGGCACAGUCACAGAUGAUCAAUGGGCAGGAUCUACUUCUCGAGAGGUCCAGCAACACCUUGAAGUCCAUCGCCGAGCUUGACGCCAAAGAGUUGCAGCGCCACAGACAAAAUAGCCUCCUCUGGCAGGAGGCCAAGACGGAUGCGCUGGCUUUCCAGCGCACCCUCGAAGCCAUGAAAGUGAGGGAGCAGCAGUCCAGUCAGCAGUUGUCAGAUCACCUCAGUGAUCUGGCUUUGAGAUCUGAAGGGCUGCUGCAGCGUGUGAACACUGUGGUGGACCUGCAGCACAAGGCCAGUCGAGUCAUGGUGCAUCUCCUGGGCGCCCAAUACACCCUAGGUGAUGUGGUGUACUAUGGAGGCGGCUUAAGCAUGGCACUGCUGAUGGGCAUGCAGCCAAUGACAAGGGCUGCACGGCUGCCUCUAGUGGGGGUCCUGCUUGCGAACUGGGGUGCUGAGCACUGGCUGAUGCAAUUGCUGCGGCCCCAUCUGGAGGCUGAUGCAGCGGGCGUGGUCUAUGCUGUCUUGCCCAAGCCUAGAUUCCUCAGCAGCGCCAUCACCUUGCUGCAUUACUAUGGAGGACGUGCAUCUCCAGGUAGUGAGCUUCAGGCAGGCAUUGGAGCACACAGCGUUGAUAGUCAGCCUCAGACUGGCAUGCUCAGAUUCAGCGUGAAGAGUUUGGUGCGUAAGGCGUGCAUGGGCCUGGCCCUGGUUGCCGUGGUGCGGGUGGCGCUGCUGCACAGCCGGGCUGUCAGGCUUCAGAUGCUGAAAGAGGCUCAGCAUGACAGGGAAGUGUGUGAGAUACUGCAGAGGAUGCAGCGGGCAGAGAGGCAUGAGCGGCUGAUGAGGGCCAAGCUGAACAAGGUUCUGGCUGAGCUAAGGGGAGGGCAGCUGCAGAAACGCCCUUUGCAGAAGGGUGCAUGCUGGGCCCAGCACAAGGUGCUGAUUCACCUGCCUUGGGCGACAACGCAGCAGCAGCAGCAGCAGCAGCAGCAGCAGCAGCAGCAGCAGCGGCAGCCGAUGAUAGUGUGGGAAGAUCGCUACGGAGACGGGAUGGUGCAGAGGAACCUACAAGGGGAGGAGAUGCAUCAGAGGGGGGCCAUGACAGCCACCGGGCAGCAUCAGUGCGGCGACGGGUGCACAUUUUCCCAGCAGCCGGUGUCUGUGAGGGCAGCGCUUUGGGUGGAGGUUCAGAGCCUCCUUGUAGCGCUGUGUCCCCACCAGGCGCUGGCAGAAAAGAAGCACAGAAGAGAGGCAGGGACGAUGCUACCUCCAGCAAGAACUCAGCAGUGGCUUUUCACUGCCUAUGAGCGCACAAAACGCAUCGAGGAUUGGCCGAAAAUAUCGCUGGUGGGCAGCACCAAAAGCGAAGAGGAGAUCGAUUACAAGACCGUCUGCGAAGAACAGCUCAUUGUGAUUCCCUAUGGCCUGGGCUACUUUACCAAAGAUGCCGUGGCAGAGCUCAACAAAGGCAUACUGAAGGCUGGGUCAUUAUGUACCCUUCAGGAGCUGGUACCAAAGGACUUGAUAGAAACUGUGGCUCCACUGGGCAUAGCGCUGGCGGCUGAGCGCAAGAAGGGCGACCAGUCUGAGUUCUGGCCCCACCUGCGCCUGCUGCCUGCAGAGCCUGAAUCGCCCUGGUACAAGGACUAUGAUGAGCAGUCUGCCAUCUGUGGAAAGCUCGGGUGGCCGCGCAUGCGCAAGAAGGAGCUGCUGAAGAAAAUGAGGAAGACCAGGCGCACAAUGUCAAACCUUGUAGACCUGUUCUUCAAGCUCACCAAUAUUGGCACACACCUGGGCCUGACUCAAGAAGAAGCCCUCUGGGGCGUUUCCACUGUUGAGGUGAGGAAGUACAGCUCGGGCAUGCAGUGCAAUCUCAAGCCUGCCAUUGACUUCCUGAACCACCACCACGAGGCGGGCGGAGUCCUGAGGCUUGCCCCAACUACCAAAUAUGACUUUGAAGAUCGCAGCCUGCUCCAGAUGGUGUUGUCAAGCGUGAACACAAAGCCCAAGCCGAUCGCAGCAGGGACUCCCGUUCGGAACCUUUACAUUGACGGGAUGGCAGCACAGAGCAUCUCAGAGCAGCACUUCAAUUUCACUCUGGAAGAGAAGACCGCUUUCAGCAAGAAAUGCUGGGAUUUGUUCAAAAAGGAUCCUGAACAUCCGUACCUUGUGAAAUUCUGGCGCCCAAACAUCGACUCCUACAGGAAAGCGGAAGCGGAGGGAACUUUGUCAGAGGAAGUGCGAGUGCGCGUUGAGCCGCUGAAAUGUGUCCACCCAGACUGCCCCAAGCAUGCAGGCUACGGCAGGAAGCAGCUGUACUGCAGAGGCUGCUACGAGCCCUACUGCAGCAGUGCAUGCCAGAAGGGGCACUGGCGGGAGCACAAGGGCUGGGUGGCAUCAGGGGAGGGGAUUGGCUACAGGACUGUCUGCGAGGAGCCCCUCUUUGUCAUCCCCCAUGGCCUGGGAUACUUCAACAAAGAUGCUCUGACGGAGUUGAACAAACUUCUGCGCCAGACCGGGGCACUGCAGGAUGUUCAGGAGCUGGUACCCGAAGAUCUUCUCUUGGAUAUUGGGCUGCCGCUGGGUAUAGCACUGGCUGCUGAGCGCAAGAAGGGCGACCAGUCUGAGUUCUGGUCCCACCUGCGUCUGCUGCCUGCAGAGCCACAGGCGCCCUGGUAUAAGACCCCAGAAGAGCAGUCAGCCAUCUGUGACAAGCUGGGGACACUGCGGCAGAGCUCACCAGAGUUCUGA